Messenger RNA from Petromyzon marinus (sea lamprey), 2789 nucleotides. RefSeq names its product cadherin-2-like. Gene Ontology annotation, biological process: calcium-dependent cell-cell adhesion; homophilic cell-cell adhesion; multicellular organism development. Lineage: Eukaryota; Metazoa; Chordata; Hyperoartia; Petromyzontiformes; Petromyzontidae. Gene Ontology annotation, cellular component: apical part of cell; adherens junction; postsynaptic specialization membrane. The record is from RefSeq and is a predicted model, not a curated record. Gene Ontology annotation, molecular function: cadherin binding; beta-catenin binding; calcium ion binding.
ACGGGGUGUGUGUGGGGGGAAGGGCAAGAUACCUGAGCCACACCUGAAGGGGCCACACCUGAGUCCUGACCGCAGAGAGAGAGGAGGAGGAGGAGGCAGACACAAACACCACUACUACUGCGGGCAGACACAAGUGGGAUUAUCGGUCGCUUUCCAUCGCCUUUGUCUCGCGGACACACCGAGACACGGUCGGAGACACGGUCACGCAGAGACACGGUCGGAGACACGGUCGGAGACACGGUUACGCAGAGACACGGUCACACACACACAUACGGUCACACACACACAGAGGCACGGUCACGCAGAGACACGGUCAGAGACACGGUCAGAGACACGGUCGCACACACAUACGGUCACACACACAGAGACACGUUCACACACAGACGGACACACACACAGAGACACGGUCACACACACACGCAGACGGACACACAGACACGUAGACGCAUCGCACAAAGAGACAAAGGCGAGACGCUCCUGCGCAUCGCCACCUCGUCCGUGAGACUCCACCAUGGCUGCUGCUGCUGGUGGUUCUCGAGGAUGGAGCCACGGCACCGUCAUCAUCUGCGCCUCUAUCUGGGUGGCGUUCGUGUUCGCGUCCUGCGCGGCAGAUGCGGUGCAGGUGGAUUCCCUCAAACGAGUGAAGAGGCUUUGGCAGGCGCCGACUCCGCAGGCCAAAGAGAACGCCCCGAAACCCUACCCCAUCUACGUGACCACGUACGUCUCCGACAAGCUCCAGUUCUAUCCGCUCACCUACCGGCUGGAGGGCCCAGGGGCCAGCCAGGAACCCAGGGGCCUUUUCACCAUCGACAACGACGGCAAAGUCUGGGUCACCUCCGUCCUUGACCGCGAGACGCAGUCUCGCUACACGAUGACGGUGCACGCGAUGGAUCGCUCCAUGAGCGAUGUGGAGGAACCGGCCAACCUCGUGGUGGACGUUGAGGACGAGAACGACUGCGCCCCCAUCUUCGUCCUGUCGUCCCUGAGCGGCACUGUCGACGAGAUGGGCCCCGCGGGCACGUUCGUGAUGCGUCUGAACGCGACGGACGCGGACGACCCCAACACGCUGAACGCGAUGGUUGUGUACUCCAUCGAGUCCCAACCGCCGGGAAACCCAUUCCUCGUGAACGCCCAAACGGGGGUGAUCACCACUCAGUUGGCCAACCUGGACCGAGAGCUGCAAGAGACGGUGACGUUCGUGGUGAAGGCCAGCGACCUGCAGGGAGCGCCGCUUUGCCUCUCCACCACAGCCACGGCCACCGUCCGCCUCAACGACAUCAACGACAACUGGCCCGUCUUCGAUGCCACCAUGGUUGCAGGGAAGGUGGCGGAGAACAAGCGAGACGUGACAGUGGCCGGGCUCUCCGUGAAGGACCGGGACCAGACGGGUUCGCCCAACUGGCGCGCCGUCUACCGCAUCGUGGCCGGCGACGAGCUGGGCCAGUUCGCCGUGCGCUCUGUGUCGGACACCAACGGCGGAGCCGUCACGGUGGUCAAGCCGCUGGACUUCGAGGUGAAGGAGCGCUACACGCUCCUCGUCGCCGUGGCCAACGAGGUGCCGUUCGUGGGGCCCUCCUCGGAGACGGAGCGCACGGCCACCGUGGAGAUCAGCGUGACCAACGAGGACGAGCCGCCGGCCUUCACGCCCAACCCCAAGGAAAUCUACAUCGAGGAGCAGAACGCGCCGGGAAAGCAGCUGGACAAGCUUGUGGCGCGCGACCCGGACUUGGCCCAGCAGGGGCUGCCCCUCAGGUACCAGAUCGCGAGCGACCCGGCGCACUGGGUGAGCGUGGAGCCAGUGACGGGCGUCCUCACCGCCACGGCAAGCAUGGACCGCGAGUCGCCCUUCGUCAAGAACAGCACCUACACCGUGACCGUGCUCGCCAUCCAGGACGGCAGCCCGCCCAGCACGGGCACGUCCACCGUGAACAUCUACCUGAAGGACGUGAACGACAACAUGCCGGUGGUGUCGGUGCCGGGCAGCGCCCACGCCUGCCUCCCCGAGGACACGUCCUCGUCCACAGCGCCGGUGGUGCUCCGGGCGACCGACGCCGACGCAAGUCCCAACGGCGCUCCCUUCACCUUCGAGCUGCUCAACGACCCCGCGGGCACCGUGGACCGCUGGAACCUGCGGAAGAACGGAACCGACUCGGCGCUGCUCGCCCUCAAGACGGCCAUGCUGCCGCCGGGCUACUACAACCUGUCGGUGCUGGUGCGCGACCAGCAGGGCCUGGGCGAGCCGCGGCGCGUGCCGGUUCGCGUGUGCCGCUGCGGGGGCCUCCUGCAGGGCUCGGCCUGCUCCGGCGACUCGGUCGGCGGCAUCGGCCUGGGCUGGGACGCCCUCGCCGCCAUCCUCUUCUCCGUGUUCGCGAUGCUGCUGUUCGGGCUGCUGUGCUGCCUCUUCUGCCGCUCCCAGAAGCCCCGGCUGCUACACCUGGAUGACUUCGGCGGCAUGAACGCCGGCCUCAGCUCCCUGGUCAAAUACAACGAGGAAGGCGGCAAGGAGCACGACAAGGUGGUGCCGAUGUUCACGGAGGCCGACGUGGAGGCGACGGCUCCCGGGGUCCACAAGGGCCGCCUGGAGUUCAUGGACGACGGCUCGGUCAAUGGGGACAGUGGUCACACCAACUCGGGCCGGUGGAGUAACAACGGCUGGGCUGAGACGACCGAGACGAUUACCACGACGAAGGUUAAACAACACGCGAGGAUGUAAAUAACUGAAAACGAAUGGAGGAAGGAGCGAGGGAGCGAGCGAGAGAGGAGCAUGGAGCGAGGAGCUGGGGGUGGCG